Didymodactylos carnosus is the source of this 1077-nucleotide messenger RNA. NCBI's taxonomy places the organism in Eukaryota, Metazoa, Rotifera, Eurotatoria, Philodinida, Philodinidae. The record is from the annotation of a GenBank genome assembly.
AUGGAACACGAUUUAACAAAACGUCGACCAUCAAUAAUUCCUGGAACAUUACCUCUUCUAGGAUCAUGGACACCAACAAUACCUAGUCUAGAAGAAGAAGAAUAUUCAUCAGAAAGUUCAUUAUUAUCAUAUUUACCACCAAUAUCCACCUAUGAUACAAAACCAUGUUUAACUAUAAAAAAAUUUAGUUCAUCAACAAUAUCUCAAACAUCAAUUGCUCAUACAUAUGGUAUUUGUCUAUUAGAUACGGAUGAUGAACAAUUAAUUGUAUGUGAUCAUUAUAAUAAUCGAAUAAUUAUGUUUAAUUCAAAUGAUGGCAGUUUAAUUGAUAUAUUUCGUCAAAUAUCUGUGCCAGAAAAUGUUUGUAUUAGACCUCAUCAUCCACAACAAAUCUAUAUAACAAAAGCUCAUUCAUUAAACUUGUAUGAUAUUGAAAAAAAACAAAUUAUUCAAAAAUUAGGUAGUGAAGAAAGUGGUCAUGCAAAUAAUCGUUUUAAUAUACCAUGUGGUAUUGUUGUUGAUCCUACAAAUGGUGAAAUAUAUAUGUGUGAUUCAUGGAAUCAUCGUAUUUGUGUAUUUUCACCUGAUUUUCGAUAUGUUAAUCGUCGAUGGUAUUUACAUCGAUGGGAACAGCCAACAUUUAAAGUAAAACCAAAUUUUAUUGCUAUUAAUGGUAAACAAUGUGCUGUAACAUGUGAUGAUGCUCCUAUUUAUCGAGGUGCCGUAUAUAUGUUUGAUAAAAUGGGUUAUAUUAACAAAAUUUAUGAUCAUGAAACAAAAAAGCCAGGACCAUGUCAAUUAAAUGUACCACACGGCAUCUUAUUAGAUGAGAAUGGAAAUUGGUUAACAGUAUGUUAUAGUGAUCAAGAUGCAAGAUGUGUUCAUCGAACAGCUGUUGAAAAUAAUAAUAAUGAUGAAGAACAAUGUGAAGAUGAAAUUACUUAUUUUCGUAGUAAGGAAUUAAAAGGUGGUUCUGGUUUGGCUAUAAAACGUGAUCAAACAAUAAUUAUUGGCGAUAGAGAUGAUAAUAAAUUAUUAUUUUUUAAACAAAAAAUUGAUCAAUCAAAAAAAAGUUAA